Molecule: messenger RNA, 923 nt
Organism: Salvia splendens (bonfire salvia)
Lineage: Eukaryota; Viridiplantae; Streptophyta; Magnoliopsida; Lamiales; Lamiaceae
Product: mitochondrial inner membrane protease ATP23-like
Exons: 5
Coding region: 60-671 (203 amino acids)
Biological process (GO): mitochondrial protein processing; mitochondrial proton-transporting ATP synthase complex assembly
Molecular function (GO): metalloendopeptidase activity
Source: RefSeq, a predicted model, not a curated record
AUAGGAGUAAAGCGAAAGAAGAGAGAGAUCGAACUGAAGCAUCAAAUUUGUUUGAAUUCAUGGUGGAUUCCCCUUCUGGCGGCAUGACGGUAGCAGAAUGCCAGGAUUUUAUCCAGAAGAGUUUCCAAAAUCCAACUGUCAAAUUUCUGAAGGAGAAUUUGGAGAAAUCUGGAUGCAGAAUCGGGACCAAUUUCAUAAAGGCUGUUCAUUGCCAAGGAAGAUUAACUAGUCGAUUCGCCAGAGGAUUUGCGAUUCAAGUAUGCAGCAAUAAUUUGCGAUGUGAAGAUGAGGUAGUGCAAGUGGUGAUUCAUGAGCUAGUUCGUGCAUAUGAUGAGUGCCGUGCUGCUAAUCUCGACUGGACCAACUGCACUCAUCACGCCUGCAAUGAGUUAAUUGUAAUGGCAGGUGUAGCUUGCUUCAUCAUAUCAUGGUUUUGGUGUUUGUUGAAGCAGAUUCGAGCUAACCAUCUGAGUGGUUAUUGCCAUUUGAAACGAGAGCUUCUUCGUGGUAAUUUGAACAUAAAGGGUCACGAGCAAGAAUGUGUAUGGCGAAGAGCAAUGAAAGCUGUGAUUGGAAAUCCGUACUGUUCGGAGAUAGAAGCUGAGGAUGCAAUGAAAUUUGUGUGGAGUAGUUGUUAUAACGACACAGCACCCUUCGACCGAGCUCCUUGACCGGAGAGAGCCAACCUCAAACAUUACUCACUUCUCUUGCUAGGGAAUUAGCCUGUUUUUGGUAUUUACAGUGAAUGUUCUCCCAAGCUGCUGCUGCUACUACAAUAUGAUAGUAUCAUAAUGAUACAAUGAUACAGUUGUGGUCAUAUCUCAAUAUGGAAGUAAGCGCUCAGCAUUUUUAUUUACUCAAUAGGACCAAAUGUACAUAUUCAUCGCUAAUUCCACGGAAAGAGCAAAUGUACUUUUCUAUAA